UUAGAAUAAAACGCAAAGAUGAUGACACUGCGAACGUUUUACCACGUUUUACGUUAGUGACGCCGUUUUCACAAACAAACAUGUUGUCGCGAUUUUACAUCCUGUUUUUCCUGAUCAUCAACAGUGGCGCAGCGCGGGAAAGUCGUGACCAGAACGUACGCUUCAUGUUGAGUCUGUACCAAAGUGCAGCGGAACCGGACGGAAGAACUAAACAAUACCGGAAGUUUGGUUCUAAUACUGUGCGGCUUCUGAGACCCGCCACGUGCACGGUACAGCACCUUCCUGCGUCAAGAGACCACCACCACCACACGUUCCAGGUCCAGUAUGAGCUGGACACUUUUCCCACGGAGCAGCUAAUCAGAGCCUCCUUUGUACACCUCCGAUCCUCCUCCUCCUCCAACAGCAGGAGUAGUUGGGCCCUGGGACCUCCACGCUGCACGGCUACGGUCACCUCUCUGGGCCCACAGAGCCUGGUGACCCUGGAGCCUCAUCAGCAGUGGACGGAGACAGACAUCACAGCACAUGUGACCACACAUAUGCUGCAAAAGAAGGAGCAGGGUGGAGGUCACCUGACCCUCAGAGCUCAGUACAGGUGCACCGAGCCUAAUUCUGCCGGAUACAACAGCACCGCUUGGUGGUGGAGACAGUGGUCUGGUCUUGGUGGGCCAGUGCAACUUCAUGUCGAGGUGCCUUCUCUCCUCCUGUAUCUGGAAGAGCAGAGGGAGGGAAAGGAGUGGAUGGAGGAGUUGCUGGGAGAUCAAGGGAGGAACAUUGUGAAAAGAAUGGCGGGCUACAGCCCUUUGCUGCGACGCCGUCGCUCCAAGGAUCCAUCAGGACCUGAGAAGCCUUUAGUGGAGGCUCUGAAGAACACUGUCAUCACCUCCUCCUCCACCACCACCUCCCCUUCCUCCCCCAUAACCUUCACCUUCCCCAGCAUGAUCAAACGUAAGACCAGCCUUCAAAAGAAUCGCUGCCGUCUUCAUUCCUUUCGUCUGUCCUUCAGUGAACUAGGUUGGGGUCACUACUUCAUCGCCCCGCCUGUCUACAAUCCACGUUUCUGCCGCGGUGACUGCCCACGCCUUCUGCCGUACAGUUACCACUCACCAAACCAUGCUAUCAUUCAGACACUUAUCAACCAGAUGGGCGUGGCUGAGGUGCCCCCGCCCUCCUGUGUGCCCUACAGCUACAUGCCCAUGAGCGUACUGGUGGUCCACCAAAAGAAAGUGGAGUACCGUGAGCUGGAGGACAUGGUGGCCCAGUCCUGUACCUGCCGCUGAGUAGGACACAAGAGUGACACAUUACAUGGACCGAGGCGAAGCCUCGAGCCUUAAACAGCACUUUAGAAAAAAGCAGUGGCUAAACUGUAAACCUAAUGGAAAUAAUGAGUGUGCACGUGAAGAUAAUGAAAGAAAUCAUUAGUGUGUAUGUGGAGAUAAUGAUGAAUGUGCACGUGAAGAUAAUGAUAUGAAUCUUUUAAAAAGAAAAAAAAAACUUAGCAAAAAAAAAGUUUGUUGUGGAAAUUAAUUAAAAUAACCCCUUCCGGUCUUUUAUGGUGUGUGGAUUUUCAC
Molecule: messenger RNA, 1568 nt
Organism: Cynoglossus semilaevis (tongue sole)
Lineage: Eukaryota; Metazoa; Chordata; Actinopteri; Pleuronectiformes; Cynoglossidae
Gene: bmp15
Product: bone morphogenetic protein 15
Exons: 2
Coding region: 81-1277 (398 amino acids)
Cellular component (GO): extracellular region
Molecular function (GO): cytokine activity; growth factor activity
Source: RefSeq, a predicted model, not a curated record